Molecule: messenger RNA, 363 nt
Organism: Westerdykella ornata
Lineage: Eukaryota; Fungi; Ascomycota; Dothideomycetes; Pleosporales; Sporormiaceae
Exons: 1
Source: RefSeq, a predicted model, not a curated record
AUGCCAGCCUACCACAUCACCGAACCGCACCCCUCCCUCCCCGCCUCGCACAUCUACCACUCGGGCCGCGGCGGCGCCGGCAACUACACCCGCGUCACCCCCUCCUCCAUCACCCCCGGUGCCACCGCCUCCGGUCCCGCCUCGCGCAUCAAACUGACCCCUCCACCCUCGACCGCCAUCUUCGCCUCGGGUCGCGGCGGAGCGGGCAACAUGCGCGCCGAGAGGGAACGCGCCAUGUUCAGCUUCGACGAGGAGUUGGCCGCCCAGGAGCGCUUGAGGGAGCAUGCGGCGCCCGUCUAUCACAUUGGGCGGGGAGGCGCAGGGAACUUCUGCGUGGAUGACGAGGCCGGGGGUAUGCGGAGG